AUGCCGAUAAAAACACCAGAUUUCUUGUCGCCAUCAUUUUCGAAUGGUGAGCAACAGGCCGAGGACGCGAAACCAGGUUAUUCAGAAAGUAACAUUCUUGAGAGCAGCAGUGCCAGUUCGGAGGAUGACGAAAGUAGCAAGAAUCGCAAGCGUAGUGCAUCGGUUGAGACAUGGUCUCCAAAUAUUCGCUUCAGACCGUAUCAGAGUCAGGGCUGGCGGGACGAUCGCUUCGAGGAUUUAUUGGCCUUUCGCAAAGCUAACGGCCAUUGCUUUGUUCCGUAUGACUAUCCAACGAACCCAUCCCUUGCCCGAUGGGUCAAACGCCAAAGGUAUCAGUACAAGAUCUAUCCUGAGUCAGAACGUUCAACAAUGACGCCGCAAAGAAUCCGAGCGCUAGAAAGCAUAGGCUUUAUCUGGGAUGCUCAAACGGCGGCUUGGGAAGUGCGUUUGAGCGAGCUGAGGGCGUAUCGUGCCGAACACGGAGAUUGCAAUGUAUUCCGUGCGAAAAGGUGGAGGGACUAA
This is a messenger RNA of Cylindrotheca closterium, 522 nucleotides long. NCBI's taxonomy places the organism in Eukaryota, Bacillariophyta, Bacillariophyceae, Bacillariales, Bacillariaceae. The record is from the annotation of a GenBank genome assembly.